Pieris rapae (cabbage white) is the source of this 5680-nucleotide messenger RNA. RefSeq names its product lysosomal alpha-glucosidase. Bases 201 to 3500 code for a protein of 1099 amino acids. The transcript is spliced from 20 exons. Gene Ontology annotation, biological process: carbohydrate metabolic process. Gene Ontology annotation, molecular function: alpha-1,4-glucosidase activity; carbohydrate binding. The record is from RefSeq and is a predicted model, not a curated record. NCBI's taxonomy places the organism in Eukaryota, Metazoa, Arthropoda, Insecta, Lepidoptera, Pieridae.
AUUAGCAUUUAAUAAUUAUAGUUACUUUGGUAGAAAGGACGUUAAAAAUAAAUAAUAUUGUAAUGGUAGUAGACGUGGUAACCAUACAUUUUUACUAAUAUGCGUAGAAGCUCUUUAUUGUUGUGUAUACUCGUUUUUUUCGUGUCUUUGUUAAAAUUGUAAAUGGUGCUUUUUAUAAAUGUCUGGCUAAAUAAUUAAAAAUGCCGAAGAUUCCCUACAAGGUUGAAAAACAAAAUGAAGAGGACGAUUAUGAGAUUGUUUCGUUUGAAGAUUUUUGUGACAAACCUCCCACUGCGAAAGAAGAUUUAUUGACUCUGAACGAUAAUAUCAACUAUCGCUUAUUUUAUGAAAGUGGUAAGGAAAAUAAAUUAAGGGAUGCUGGAGAAGGAUCUGGUACUAAUGAGAUAUUAUCAGAAACAUCACUGAAUGGUCCUAAGGCUCCAAACAAAAAAAAGGCAACAUUUGCGCCAUUCUGUAAGAGCGACAAAACACGCAGGGUACCUUUGUUUAGCGGCAUUAAACCUAAAACAAGAACAGAUGAUUCAAUGCGAGAACAUAGAUAUCAGAGGUUCUCAUCACGGCCUAGCUGCCUCAAUCAGUUGUGGGAAAAAGGAGCAGCAUUAUUACCAGGAAUGCUUGUGGGUGGUUUGCUUUGUGCUCUGGCUGUGGCAACUUGGUGGGCUGUGGCUGGGGCUCUUGGUGGCAGAUGGGGUGAUGAUCAUUACAGAAAGUUGUGGGAGCGAGUUCACCCUGAAGAAGUAAAAAAACCGCUGACACCAAUGACAUUGGAAAAGCCCGUCAUCACCGAAUACCGUUACCACGAUCACAACAACUUGAGCACCAAGAACCGAAGCAAUGCGACUGACAACAAGAAGAAAGACGUGAAGAAAGGUUUCCUGGUACAUUCACCCGAGGUGAUGAAAGAACUUUGUGCACGAAUUGUUGAUGAUGAGAUGCGAUUCGAUUGCCAUCCGCAGAACGGGGCGAGUGAGGAGGAAUGUGUCAAACGAGGUUGUUGUUGGAAAGCCACAGACAAUCCAUACGCGCCAUAUUGUUUUUACCCGCCGCAAUAUGAGACAUACCAAUUCAUCAAUAGUACAGAAAAUAAACACGGAAUGACAGUUUACUACUCCCGAUCGUGUGAUACCGGAUAUCCGGAUCAAUUUAAUGUUGCCAGGAUCGAUUUUAAUUAUUUAUCCAACGACAUAUUGCAGAUUAAGAUAUCUGAUGCAGAGCAUAAGAGAUUUGAACCUCCGUAUCCUGAAGUGCCGACAGUCUACAGUUCGAUUUCAGAAGUAAAAUAUCGCGUUAAUGUUGAUAGCUCCGCUGUGGGAUUCAAAGUUAUACGGAACGCUGAUAAUGUUACCAUAUGGGACGCUCAAAACACAGGUGGAUUCAUUUUGGCGGAUAAAUUCCUUCAAUUGUCAGCAGUGCUACCAACGAAUUACACGUAUGGUAUAGGAGAAAAACAAGCGAGUUUUCUAAAUGAUAUGAAUUGGAAAACUCACACGCUUUUCAAUAACGACCAACCGCCUGGUGAAAAUAUUCAUUUGUAUGGAUCACAUCCCUUCUACUUGGGUCUAGAGACGAAUGGAAAUAGCCAUGGUGUUCUGCUACUCAACUCCAAUGCAAUGGAUAUAGCGCUGCAACCGACGCCGGCCAUAACCUACAGAGCUAUAGGGGGUAUUCUAAACUUCUUUAUAUUUUUGGGCCCGAGCCCAGAGGAUGUUAUUGCUCAAUAUAUGGAAAUUAUCGGGAAACCAUUCAUGCCGCCAUAUUGGGCUCUUGGAUUUCAUUUGUGCAAGUAUAACUAUGGAUCGUUGAACGUGACUCGACACGUAUGGCAGAAGAAUAGAGACGCUGGGAUACCAUUCGAUGUCCAAUGGAAUGACCUGGAUUAUAUGAGUAAAGGCAACGAUUUCACGUACGACACGGAAGCUUUCGCUGGUUUACCGGAGUUCGUCAAGACCGUACACGAAGCCGGCAUGCAUUACGUUAUAUUGAUUGACCCUGGUGUAAGCGCCUCGGAAAAUCCUGGCGAAUAUCCGCCAUUCGAUCUGGGACUCGAAAUGAAUGUUUUCGUGAAAAAUUCAACUGAUAUGCCCUUUGUUGGAAAAGUAUGGAACAGAGUGUCCACGGUGUGGCCAGACUUCACACACCCGAACGCCUCCGAGUAUUGGAAAGAAUUGAUGUCGGACUUUCAUAGAAAAGUUAACUAUGACGGCGCUUGGAUUGAUAUGAAUGAACCCUCAAAUUUCCUAUCUGGUUCGAUGUAUGGCGAAUGCAGCCCCGAAAACUUGCCAUACAAGCCUCAGACAGUUUCCGAAGAAGGCUUAAAACAUAAGACGAUGUGUAUGGACGCGAAGCAUUUCGCCGGAUCCCAUUUCGACGUACACAAUAUGUACGCGAUCAGUGAAGCUGUGGCUACGCAUGCGGCUUUAGUGGAGAUUCGUGGAAAGCGACCGUUGACAAUUUCCCGUGGGUCCUCUCCCGGAAUGGGGCAUUACGCGGGACAUUGGAGCGGGGACGUCUUCAGCCAAUGGCAUGACCUCAAGGCUUCUAUACCACAACUGCUAAGCUUCAGUCUCUUCGGUAUUCCCCUAAUGGGGUCAGAUAUUUGCGGAUUCAUUGGGGACACGACGCCAGAGCUCUGCAAGCGAUGGAUGCAACUGGGAGCAUUUUAUCCCUUCUCCAGGAAUCAUAAUAGUGAUACAUCGAAGCCUCAAGACCCAGUGAGUUUGGGCCCAAUUGUGGUGGAAGCCAGCAAACGCGCCCUUCGCAUGAGAUAUCGACUCCUUCCAUACUAUUACACGUUGUUCUGGCGAGCCCAUACUGAUGCUACCACCGUGGCCAGACCUUUAUUUUUUGAAUUCCCAAAUGAUAAGCGAGUGUACAAUAUCGAUACCCAAUUUCUGAUCGGCGAACAUAUAAUGAUAUCCGCCAUUUUGGAUGAGGGAGCAAACACAACGAAUGCGUUUUAUCCAGGUCCGAACCCGUGGUACGAUCUUAAUACAGGAAAGCAGUUGGCACUGAACUCCUGGAAGGCUAUCAAUGAUGAGGAAAUGGUUGCUGUGAAGGGUGGUGCCAUCCUUCCAUUACAAGAUCCACCAGCUAAGGGUCCCGUAACUACUAGCAACACUCGCAGCCUGCCCAUACAACUAUUGCUCGUUCCCGAUACGGCCGGGGUUGCCAGGGGCGAAUUAUACUGGGACGACGGGGAUAGCUUGAACAGCUACGAAGAAGAGAAAUACAGCCAUAUUAUAUUCAAGCUAAAGGAAAACGAGUUGACCAGUUUCAUCCAAUGGUGGGGGUAUGGGGUACCCGCCGUCGACACCAUCAAAGUACUGGUUCAAAAUCUCAUCAAAACCGUCACAGUCAACAACGUCUCGUCGAGCUUCACGUACGACAAACCGACGAAGGUGUUGAAGAUUGACGUUAAUAUCAAUUUGGAUAAGCCUUUUACGGUUAAAUGGACGAAUAAAGUCACGCAAAAAAUAUAAAACUAUGUGUAAUAUAUAUGUUGAUGUGUCUAAGAUUUAUAGAAAUGUUAUUAAUCUGAUAUUAACAUAUAUUUAAAUAUACUUUAAGCUGCCAAUAUCGAUAUAGAUUCGUGGAUAUAUCAAAAACGAUUAAACCGAUUUUAAUGAAACUUUGACUAGUCCCGGUUGAAAUAUAGAUUAUUCUGAUAAAUAUGGUCAACAUGAUCAUUAGUUACCAAGAAAUUUAUGGAUAAACUUACACACAUACAGUACGUUCUUAUUGGAAUUAAUAAAAUAUUCGAAUAUUAUACAUAAAUAAUGUUUCAUUUUUUUGUUAAUUAUAAUGAAAUACAAAAUAUAUUUUCACCAGAAAUCACGAUUCGUGCCAAUUAUUUAUUAUUAUGUAUUCAAUGUUUACGGAAUACAGUUAGUUUUAACUGGACGCCGUAAAUGGUGAUACUUUAUUCCUUGUAUUUUUUUUAAAUAAAAAUUGUAUAGUUCAGAUAUUUUUUAUUAGAGUAUAUAUAUCUAGAAAUAACUUUAGAUUGAGAAAGUAUCAUGUUAAUAUAAAACAUAUAGCAACGCUAUUAAAUAAAUGUGAAAUCUAUACUAGAAACCAUUUUUUAUAUAAAAAAAUUUAAAGAUUUACUCAAAGUUUAUUUGUACAAAUAUAGUGAUCUCAAUAUUACGAAUGGGUUAAAUUUCUAGUCGGUAAGAUGAGUAGUUCAAAUAAGAACCGUUUUUACUUUUGUCGAUAUUUAUAUUAUAUAUUGUUAUUAUUUGCGGUUGUUAAUUACAGAUAUUGUGGAUUUCAAUAUAUCAGUUGAUCAUUUUAAACUAAUGAAUUCAUCGAGUGAGUAAUGGCGGUUUGCGUUGCGAUGAUGGCACUAUACCAGACUUAUAUAGACAUUUCUAGAAAUAUUAAUUUCGAACAUUUUUGUUCUUUUCUCUUGCUUUAAAGCAUAGAUACUCAGGAAUUUUUGGAUCCAGCUGCCCACUUAAGUAUUUCCGAACCAAUUUGACUUAGGGUCAAGAAAAAAGCGUGCCAAAUCAUUAAAGGAUGGCAACACACUCGCGAGCCAUUGACAUCGAAAGUGUCCAUGGGUGGGAUGGUAUCACUUAACACCCGUUUGCCCCUGUUCUAUAAAAAAGGUAAUUGAUUUGCAGACGUACGUCUUGGUUGAAAAAUCUUAGACAAUGGUAAGGUUGAAGAACCAGUCAUUGUUCAUCCGCAUCCAAAAUUGCCACCUUGAUGAUUACCACCUUCGAAAAGAGAUGGGACUAUAAGAAGAAAUUAUUUUUGCGGUCUCAGCCACAACGCGAACCUUUAUUUCUCUCAGAGCCAAUCAUACAUUAAUUUUCAAUGUCUUCCUUAUGUUCCUUAAUAUGUACGUUUAUUAUACUCGUAGAAAAUAUAGUUCAAAUAAUAAUCUUAAAAUAGGGAAUAUAUUUAGAAAUAAAAUAUUGAGUGUUCACCGCGUGUUGCCAUCUUCUAACAUUUUUCUAAAGUAUAUUCAUUUAUUGGAUGUAGAACUUUUAUUCACGAUGUUAUAAUGCCAAGGAUUUGUCUGUCAUUUGUAACCUUUUUUUAUGAAAAGUAAAACUCGAUAUUUCACAUUUUUUAUAUUUGUGACAUAUACGACUUUGAGAAGAGAUGCUUUAGUUCUAUGCUUUAGUUCUUGUAGCGUUCUAGUGGCGGAAAUUCAAAAACAGUGUCAAAAUUCAAUAAAUUUGAUUAAUAUAUGAGUGAGUAUAUUGUCAUACUCAGCGUUAAAACUAUGUUAAAUCUUUUGAAGCUUCCAUUAUUUUUACAAAGUUGUCUUGAAAAUAAAGCGGUUUAAACUAAACAUUGAACAACACUUCAAAUAUCGGCUUUGAGGACUGACAAAUGACUUUUGUCAAAAGAAAGUUAUAGACAGACCGUGGCAUAUUUUAAUAUAAACUUAUUUAUAUAUAAUGAGUCAUAUAUAAAAGUUCUACUAUUUAAACUACUAAAUUUUCAUGCAUAUUUGAAAUAUUAGUUAUUAUAUUAAAUUUUUAUACAUAUUUUAGUCUAGAGAGUUUCUAAUUCAAUUUUAUAUUUUUAUAUGUAAAAUUAAUUGUUAACGCUUAUUUGCAACGGAACAGGUUUUGUCAUUUUGUGAUGUAGUUUUAUGUUGAUAUAAUUUAUUAUUGUGCACUAAUAAAAUUAUAUUCGUCAA